Molecule: messenger RNA, 6075 nt
Organism: Phymastichus coffea
Lineage: Eukaryota; Metazoa; Arthropoda; Insecta; Hymenoptera; Eulophidae
Product: Y+L amino acid transporter 2
Exons: 13
Coding region: 1295-2785 (496 amino acids)
Biological process (GO): amino acid transmembrane transport
Cellular component (GO): membrane
Molecular function (GO): L-amino acid transmembrane transporter activity
Source: RefSeq, a predicted model, not a curated record
UCGCAGCUGGCCUGUACCUUUGAUCUCUCUCGCGCUCUUGGCGGUUCGCCACGGACAAACUGGACUCCCGUCCGAUGUUCUUUUCUGACGUUCCCAGGCGAGCUGUGAAAGUCGUUCGUUGCGCGUUCGCAACUCACAGAAUCCAGCCAAAAAGUACACCUGAUCGUCGCAUAACAACUGAAUAAAAAUGCGCUUGACCGUGCGAUUAUCUCUUGGAAUCUGUGAUCGAAAACACAUCCAAACUCACUGUCGACUUACGCUUAGCAAGCGUACGUUCGUCAACUGCCAUGGGAUUUUCAAAGGAAACAGUCGAGGCAAAGUUUUCGUGCACCUGGCGAGGACCUAAGCGGUUCUCGUAAUUCAAUCUGACGUAGCGUUCGCCUUGCGAGUCUUUUCAUGGUCGCUCCCUUUGUGCGGCCCUCUACUUGGUUUUCUCGGCGGCACGCACACACACGAGAAUACACAGCAGGUGUGCUGGUACCCUUGUGCGAGCUCGCUAGAUCAAGAUAAGCAACUCUCCGGUGCAGUUGCAAGUGUUGUGCAAGGAACGCGCGAUCGCUUUGAAAUGUGUGUUGUGCGCAAUAAAAUGUUGUGACAGUUGCGAUCAGCGCAACGAACAAAAAUUCGUAUCGAAACGUCAUACCGCAGCGAUGAGUGCUCUCUUGGAUUCUGCGAUUGUCAAGCAACGAUUGAAUCUUGGCAAACGAUGCACGAGAAGUCUUUUUCUCGCGGAAUGUUUGCCAGCACUAGGUGAUUUCGAUAAAAUGUAUCUGCUCUGAGAAAAGGAAAAUCAGAUUCGGAGGAGGAACGGGUUAAUUAACAGAGGUUAUAUAGUUUCAACAGUGGGUGGCUCCGAGCUGUGCACCCCCAUGAAGCAUAUGUCAGUGCUGUCGGAUCGGAGUGUUCGUGGAGCAACAAUGUCGGACUUACCUCGGGUAGUGGGUUCAGCCGAGUGAACAGACGAGAGCGCAUCGAUCGCAAGCGCAGAGGGAGAGAAAAAGAGCGAUGGUUGAGAGAGAGAGAGAGGGGAGCCAUAGUCGUGUGGAAGAGGCGCACAGCAAGAGCACACACCGCUCAUUCAGACUAUAGCGAGCGCGCCAAGCGCACGUACAAAGCUGCUCGCACGCCACGCCGUCCGCCUUUUUCAUUUGUCCACUGCCGCCGGUUAGAAUGUACGCGCUCUGCGCCGGACCGUAGGAGUGCGUGUGUUCGUUUGAUCCAGCGAUCGUGCAGUCGUUGCUGCUAUUGCUGCUGCUGCUGUUUAUUGACCACAAGCGUCCAGACGAAUCAGAGAAUGUCCAAGUCCGGCAGCACGAAAGGCAGCAUAAAGGAUGGCGAAGCGCCAGACGCAUUCGACCAGGUGGGCACAGGCGACGAGAUUAAACUGGAGGCGAAAAUGACCCUGUUGAAUGGGGUCACCGUGAUCGUCGGCUCGAUCAUUGGUUCCGGCAUCUUCGUCAGCCCUACUGGUGUGCUCAAGUACACUGGAAGCGUCAACAUGAGUUUGAUCGUAUGGACCAUCUCCGGAAUUUUUUCCAUGGUGGGCGCCUACUGCUACGCCGAGUUGGGCUGCAUGAUUCGGAAAUCCGGGGCAGACUACGCCUACAUCAUGGAAACCUUUGGCCCGUUCCUCGCGUUCGUUCGGCUCUGGAUAGAAUGCAUGAUCGUACGACCGUGCAGUCAAGCUAUUGUAGCGCUCACAUUCAGCAAAUACGUGCUCAAGCCAUUCUUCGAAGGAUCCUGCACACCACCUGACGAUGCUGCUAGGAUGCUUGCUGUUUGCUGCAUUUGUAUCCUGGCUUUCGUCAACUGCUGGGAUGUGAAGUGGGCAACGAGAGUACAGGACGUGUUCACCUAUGCCAAGCUACUCGCUCUGUUCAUAAUCAUCGGCACAGGAAUCUACCAGCUGGCUAUGGGGCAGAUGCAAUUUUUCACGUUUGAUCAUUAUGAGGCCCCGGCAAAAACUGCACCGGAAGUCACGGACAUAGCGUUGAGUUUUUAUUCGGGACUGUUUGCCUACAACGGCUGGAAUUACUUGAACUUCAUCGUCGAAGAACUGAAGGAUCCAGUGAAAAACCUGCCGAGAGCCAUUUACAUCUCAUGCACAUUGGUCACCAUUGUCUACGUUUUCACCAACGUUGCUUUCUACACGACGUUGAGCCCCCAGGAAGUUUUAAGCAGCGAAGCCGUCGCAGUUACCUUCGCCAAUCGGCUAUUCGGUCCGCUGGCCUGGACGAUACCAGUAUUCGUGGCCUUGUCAACGUUCGGAGCCGUAAACGGUAUCCUGCUAACUUCUUCAAGAUUGUUCUACGCUGGCGCCUGCCAGGGACAGAUGCCUGAGAUCCUCACGAUGAUACAGACCUCGAGAAUGACACCCACACCGGCUGUGAUCUGCAUGGCUCUUCUAUCGAUGAUGUAUCUGUGUUCUUCGGACAUUGUGGCUCUUAUUAACUACGUUGGAUUUGCUUGCUGGUUGAGCAUUGGUGCCUCGGUACUUUGUGUGCCAUGGCUGAGAUGGGUACAGCCGAAUUUACCAAGGCCCAUCAAGGUUAAUCUUGCCUUCCCCAUUGUCUACAUCCUCUGUACGCUGUUCGUCACUGUUGUACCUAUGUACGCCAGUCCGGUAGAGACAGGCUAUGGAUGUCUGAUGAUUCUGUCUUCGGUACCUGUCUAUUUUGCCUUCAUCGCUUGGAAAAACAAACCAAAAUUCUUCCAGAAAGGUGUCGGCGGUGUUACUAUAUUUUUGCAGAAGAUGAUGGUUGUCGUUGGGCCGAAAAAUCAGUAAACUUUACCAAAUUUUUGCAAAAGAUCAUUUUGGUCGUGGGCAAGCCAAAGCCUGCACAGCUUUAAACAUCGGCCUAAGAUAUUAUCGGCGUAUGGCAACGUCAUAAUCAACAUUUUGUUGCCAAUGUUUUAUGUGAAAGAAUAUAAAUACUCGCCGGAACCUAUAGCAAGUGAAUUGAAUGCAUUGGAAAUCAACAGCACAUUACAAAUGGACGACUCAUAAUAACAAGGAAACAAAUAGAAACAAUAGAUUAUUUUUUAAAUCAAGUUUGACGGCUUUGUCGAGCAAACGAACUUCUACGUAUAUCUCAUUAAUAAUUGUAAGGGUAUUCGUUUAUUCAUCCGGUCUUAGCAUUCAAACAUUUUAUUUUAUUAUGAUAUUACAUCGAAUGAUGAAAUAUUUUUGCGAGGAAUUGAAAGUUGCAACAAUCAUUCACUGAAAUCAGCAAUGUUAUGCUAAGACUGGAUUUUGUUGAUCGAUAAAUCCAAGUAAUAAGAAAUGAUUGCGCUACGAGAUACAUAUUUGUCGUGGAAAAUGACGUUGUUGACCUUGCGUCAAAGUCAUUAAUUUUUGAAAAUGUUAUCGGUCUAAUAUCCUAGAAGUAGAAUUGUUUUCUACUACAAGUAUGUGAAAGUGGCGUAAUUCAUAUUUUUGGUGUUCCAAUUGAUCGUUCAAUGAUGUUGUUCUCUAUGUGAUUUUACGUCACUGAACCGAAGAAUAUAAAUAUACGAACCUACUAGUAACGAAUAGAAGGAACUGAAAGACCGCGCUAGAUCGUAAUUUUUAACAUACAAUCAUACAAUUAAGUUUUGCAUUUAGUUAUUGCAAAGUCAAGAGGUUUGCUAUUAUUUGCUAAUAGCUACAUUUCAAUUAUACAUAAUUCACUAUUCUACGCGUGUUAAGUAUUUAUUAUAACGGUUAUAUUGAAACAUCUAAAAAAUCUUGGAUACUCUGUUAACUUUAUGAAUUAAAUCAUUGUGGGCAAAUACAUUCAGUAAUUUAUGUAACUACACAACUAAGUUUAUUAAAGUACUUUAUCGACUACAGCAUUCGGGAAAAAUACGCGAUAACGUGCUUUUUUAAGGUAAAUGGUUGCUAGAUUUAACAAAACUCUUGACUACUGCCAUAUUCUCUAAUCGUAAAAUAAAAGAUGUUAAUAUUCAUUAUAAUUCAGGAGGCUGAAAUCUAAUUGCAUUUAGUUUUACUUAGAUUUGUUUUAUAAUACACAAGUAUAUUUUUGAAACGCUGGAUUGGCGCAUAAUUAUAUUACAAUGAUAUUGUUGCUAUCAAACAAAAAUAGGAAAUAUUUUGAACGAGAGUCAGCUUGUGUAUAUAUUUUAGGUAUUUUGGAGACAGAUAAGGUAAUGACAUUUGAAGACAGAUAAGGACGUGUAUUGAUAUGUAUUUCGUUGCAACGAUCUAUCUUAAUCGAUUGCUUAUGCUGUAAAUGUUUCAACAUACUUGUUUUUCUUGUAAUAUCUUUUUGAUUACUGAACUGUUAAUCACGAUUAUUUCAAUCUGUAUUUCUCAUUAUUUCUAAAAACAAGCGUUAUGCUUUGUUUUCAGUUAUAGAAAAUCCUGUUUGAUGAAAUUUAUACUCUGAAUGACUAUUAUGACGCAAAUUUCACAAUAAUUAAGUAUUACUAUAUAUUUCCGUUAAAAUCAUUAGUUAAAUAUUGAACAAUUUUUCAUUUAAUUUUAUAAUUUGAGCUAUAAUUUAUUUCAAUUUAUAUAUAUGAUACUGUAAACCGCACAAUGUGUUAUUCUUGGAAUUUCUGCGUGAAGUUUUUGUUACGCAUAAUAUUUUGUUAGUUCUUAAUAUGAAGUCACGUAAACUUUUGUUUUCACCGCAUCUGUAUACAGUUAACAUGUAGCCAGCAGUAAAUUGCAGAAUGAUAAAAAUUGUGACAUUCUUCACUAUCGAAACCCGUCUAUAUACAUUGCAAAUAUAAUCGUAACUCGGAAAGUAUCGGUGUAGAUAUGGACAAUAGAUCAAGAACAUCGUUUGGAGGAACAUAUCUCACGGUGCUAGCGAAUUUCUAUCGGACCAAACACUACGCUAAACACACUCAAAUGUCUGUAGAACAAAGCUUUUGUGCUGUAAAAUCCUUAUAUGCAUUAAAGGAAAAUGCUAGAUGGCGCAUAAAAGCAAUAGACUGAACAGUUAAAAUUUCCGCUGUAUUUAUUUGCCAAUAAUUUUGGAGGCAAUAAUUGUCUGAAUGUAUUAUGGACAAAGCUUGCAGUUAAAAUAUUUUACGAUUUUACGAAUAAAUAAAACAAAAUGGAAGGUUUCAUUUUCAAUGAACAGUUGAACACGAAGCAAGCCAUUUUUGAAACUCAAAGACAAUAAGGCUUUGACUGAUUUUUCAUAUAUAACUGUAAAUGGUGUGCUCAAUUGAUGAUUGCUAAGAAUUGUAACCAAUUUUUACGUUUCCGUUAGUAUGAAUUUAGGCGAAUCACAUUUUACUCGAUUUCUGUGUCAAAUCUUUUUUUCAUUGUAAAAUUAUAUAUUUGCUCCCGAAUAUGUUAGGUGUGAAAGCAUCUAGAGAAUUGCUUUUAUAUAGAGUAAGAGAGCGACACAAAGCACAUGUUUAUCAUAUCAAAAUUUCAAGAACUUAUCAAAGAAACUGCUAUAAAAUUAAAUAAACGUCGUUAAAAAUUUAAAAAUUUGAAAUCGUAUCACUUUGUGUGCAUAAUGUGUCGGAUAAUAAAUUUUUCAUAUUUAAGUUACAAUUCGUUCUAAUGGUGAAAAUAUUAAAAUGCUACUCGAUUGAAAUUAUUUCAUCUGAUAGAUUAAUUCUGAGAAUACAAAUAAAUUGCUGUACAUACAUAAAAAUUGUCAAAGAAAUCUGUAAUACGUGCAUAAAUCAUGACUACAGAAAUAUCUAAUCAAGUAUGCACAAUUUAAAAAAAAUAGAUUGUGCGUGUACAAGAUUUUGAGAUUAACUCACGGAGAUUACUGUAGUUUAGAAGCUGAGAACUUGAAAGAAAAAUUGAAUAAAUGACCUGUGACAAUAUGUACAUAAUUGUAAACAUCUAGCAAAUUUAUUGUUCUUCCAGUAAUGGAUACCAAUUUUUACGUUCAGUACUUCAUGAGAGAAUGAAAUGUAUUUUUGACAGUAUCGUUCAAUAACAAGCUGAAGUAUAAUAAUGUGAUAGAAAAAAAAUGUACGCAAAAAACCUCAAGAAAUAUAUAGCAUUUGCUUAUCAACGAAUUGAAUUUCGAGUUCCUUGUUGAUGAAAUAAAUAGAAAAGCAUAUUUUGAAUGUUAUAUGUGUAUGUGUUUAUAU